Pogonomyrmex barbatus (red harvester ant) is the source of this 1226-nucleotide messenger RNA. Its product is annotated as putative odorant receptor 85d. Gene Ontology annotation, molecular function: odorant binding; olfactory receptor activity. The record is from RefSeq and is a predicted model, not a curated record. Gene Ontology annotation, biological process: sensory perception of smell; detection of chemical stimulus involved in sensory perception of smell. NCBI's taxonomy places the organism in Eukaryota, Metazoa, Arthropoda, Insecta, Hymenoptera, Formicidae. Gene Ontology annotation, cellular component: plasma membrane.
AUGUCUUUUUAUGACAAUCGCUACUAUUAUCUCAACAAAAGGUUCCUAUCUAUAAUCGGUCAGUGGCCGUUUCAAUCGCGACUGAAGAAUAAUCUGAUGUUUUGCAUCAUGGUGUUCUUCCUUUUCACUGUGACGGCAUUAGAGUUUUGGGGAUUAGUUGCUGGGAUAACGGAUCUCAGCAUUAUCAUGGAAAAUGCCUCGCCGUUACUGGUGAAUAGUCUUGUCAUCGUGAAACUUGUUAAUUGCGUGUGUAUUAAUUACAAAAUGAAAAAACUUCUGGAGGAUGUUGAAGAGACUUGGAAAGUAAAACAUAAGGGACCAGAAAAAGAAAUAUUAUGCUGUUAUGCAGAAGAAUGCAGGAUCUUCUCAAUACAAUAUGCAACUGCUCUUUACGCUAUGUGGCUCUUUUAUACCACAACACCGAUAGUCGUUAGUGGCAUAUGUACGCUUUUACCGACGAACGAAACAUACUCAGCUAGGUUUCUAUAUCGCGUAGAACAUGUUCUUGACAUCGACAAAUAUUUCAAUCUAUUGAUGCUUCAUGUAUUUAUUAGCGCAUUCUAUAUAGUCUCCGUGCCGAUAGCUGUCGACACUUUCUUUAUACUUUGCAUUCAGCAUGUUUGCGCGUUGUUUAAGUGUAUGAAGUACAACAUAGAACGUAUAGGAAAUUCAGAAUUUGUGUUGCUCAAGCCAAAUAUAGCGGAUGAUAAAGCGUAUCAUGUCGUAAUCAGCUGCAUCAAAUCAUACAAACAUGUUUUAAAAUUUUCUGAUCUGCUUUCAUCUGCCUACGCAACUUCAUUUCUGUUAAUGUUGGGAAAUGUUGUUAUAUGCUUAACUUUUAGCACAGCUGAGUUGGUAAUGGUAGAUAAUCAAAUCGAUGAAAUCAUCAGAAUUCUCGCUGCCACUUUAGCGCAAUUGGUACACAUAUAUUAUUUGAGUUUAACAUCUCAACGACUGAUCGAUCAUAGCAGUGAAUUUCAUGACGUAAUUUACGGCUGCAAUUGGUAUAAUAUUUCAUUGAGAUCAAGACAUCUUUUAAGAUUGACAUUACUACGUGCUACUAAACCGUGUCAAAUAAAAGCUGGUAAACUAUUCAUAAUGUCAAUGGAGACUUUUAGCACGCUUUUAAAAUCGACCAUGUCUUAUUUUACGAUGCUUACAUCAAUACAGUAACAAUCGCAUAUAAUGAUUUUCAUUGGAAAAUUACGUGUUAACAUACAUAAAGA